Messenger RNA from Pelobates cultripes (western spadefoot toad), 756 nucleotides. The record is from the annotation of a GenBank genome assembly. NCBI's taxonomy places the organism in Eukaryota, Metazoa, Chordata, Amphibia, Anura, Pelobatidae.
AUGGAUACCUACAGCCUCCACCCAGACAAUGAUAUCUACAACCUCAACCAAGGCAAUUUAAAUGGAUAUCUACAGCCUCCAUCUAGACACAUUACAUGGAUAUCUACAGACUCCAAAUGGACACUUUACAUUGAUAUCUACAGCCUCCAACCAAACACAUUGCAUGGAUAUCUACAGCCUCCUUCCAGACAUGUUACAUGUAUAUCUACAGCCUCCACCCAGACACUGAAAUAUGCAACCUUCAUCGAGACAAUGAUAUCUACAGCCUCCACCCAGACACUGAAAUAUGCAACCUUCAUCGAGACAAUGAUAUCUACAGCCUCCACCCAGACACUGAAAUAUGCAACCUUCAUCGAGACAAUGAUAUCUACAGCCUCCACCCAGACACUGAAAUAUGCAACCUUCAUCGAGACAAUGAUAUCUACAGCCUCCACCCAGACACUGAAAUAUGCAACCUUCAUCGAGACAAUGAUAUCUACAGCCUCCACCCAGACACUGAAAUAUGCAACCUUCAUCGAGACAAUGAUAUCUACAGCCUCCACCCAGACACUGAAAUAUGCAACCUUCAUCGAGACAAUGAUAUCUACAGCCUCCACCCAGACACUGAAAUAUGCAACCUUCAUCGAGACAAUGAUAUCUACAGCCUCCAUCCAAACACUUUACAUAGAAAUUUACAUCCACCGACCAGACCACGAUAUCUACAACGUCUAUCAAGACAGUUUACAUGGAUAUCUACAGCCUUCAUCCAGACAAUGA